Messenger RNA from Zophobas morio, 470 nucleotides. RefSeq lists its product as uncharacterized. The coding region runs from base 86 to 442 and encodes 118 amino acids. The transcript is spliced from 5 exons. Lineage: Eukaryota; Metazoa; Arthropoda; Insecta; Coleoptera; Tenebrionidae. The record is from RefSeq and is a predicted model, not a curated record.
UGGGCGCUUCCUUCCUGUGGAAGUUCAUUGAUGAUUUUUCACAAAUAUCGGUUGAGCAGUAAAAAGUUUACCACUGCUUUCAGCAAUGUCCGUCCCUGCUUUCAAUCGUCGCUAUGAUCUAGUUCCGCAGAAGGUUGCCAAUCUUGCUAGGGAGAGAUCUCUUAACUUAGUCUACAUCUUUCCCUGUAAGACCAAGAUAUAUAGAACAGUUGACGAAAUUUUUAAUAUAUUUGGAAUAGGGUUUGAACCUCACUUUGAGUACAUAUUUACUGAUUCACUUGAAAAAAGAGUUUCUUUUGAUUUAUUAAAAGUGCAAGAUCACAUUGUUUCUGUGAAGUUUAAAGAUUUAAAUCUUAACUCUGAUGGUUGGUUAACUUUGUCUAUUUUUAUGGAAGGUUAUUUAUUUAAUCCAGCACGAGUGGGCUUUCUUUCCCAAAGUUAGUUGGGAUGGCUAUCACCAAACCUUUGUU